Messenger RNA from Penaeus chinensis, 3544 nucleotides. RefSeq lists its product as uncharacterized. Gene Ontology annotation, biological process: cell adhesion. Gene Ontology annotation, cellular component: extracellular matrix. The annotation marks the transcript as partial. The record is from RefSeq and is a predicted model, not a curated record. Lineage: Eukaryota; Metazoa; Arthropoda; Malacostraca; Decapoda; Penaeidae. The transcript is spliced from 7 exons.
UCUCUGCCGCAGAUUUCGCUCCUGUCCAAGAUCGUGCCCUCGCCCGACUGGUUCGUGGGCGUGGACAGCUUCGAGCUCUGCGAGGGCGGCAACUGGGUGGACAACGUCAAGAUCCAGGUCGACCCCCUGGACGCCGGGACAGACAACGGCCUGACCUUCUCCUCGCCGAACUGGCAGACGAGUCCUCCGGAAAAGGUUUUUCGAAUCACAGCCAAUUACCCCGACCAUCCUGCCCAUUCCUUCUACUAUCCGACGCUCCAGCACUUGCCCAGGAUCGCUACCUUCACCAUCACUAAGACGAAGGAGUACACCCUGAGCGAGCACUUCGACCCCGCGGACGGAACGGCCUACGACGUCGUCAAGAUCGAGGACAUCGCCUACAAGCACUACGGCGACGAGUUGAAGUCCUCAGUCCCUGAACCUAUAGGGAGCGCGGGCGACCCUGAAGACAGUGAAGAUCGCAAUCAGAACCACGUCUCUUACGUCACCUCCGUCCGAACGUUCACACCAGCCGUGACUACGACUUCGACCACCACCACAACUACCACCCCCGCGCCCUCUCCCGCCACGCCCCUCCGCGCCCACCACCGUCACCGCCCCCAUCAUCGGCCGGUAGUCGGACCACGCCCCUCGGCCACGCCCUGGAGGCCGCCCUACGACACGGCGACGGAGGAGGAAGUGUCCCGCAACGCUUUCGCCAACGCCCUGCCCGCCGCCAAGACGAGGGACGUGGCCGCCAACAGAAGGGUGUCCCUCAUGAGCAACUCGGUGGAGAGUGAGGACGAGGAGGACGAGGACGGCGAGGACGGCGAGGACGGCGAGGGGAACCAGGCCAACGAGGAACAGCAGGAGCAGGAGCAGGAGCAGGAGCAGGAGCUGGAGCAUGAGGCGCGGCAGGGCGAGGAGGGCCCCGUGCAGGACAAGGCGGCGAGGACGCAGGCGAAGCACGCGGGCAGAGGGAGGGCCUCGACGCCCCACAAGCGCAUCCCGACCGGAGACGCCAUGGCGGUCAUCGACGACAUCGUCAAGAAUUACCAGAAGGAGCAGAGGAGGAAGAUGAGGAAGCAGAGGAGGGAGCAGCGGCGGCGGCGCAGAAUGGAGCUCAGGAAGAUCCGCCCCCCCCGUGACUGCCGCGUGACCGAGUGGUCCGCGUGGUCCCCCUGCAGCAAGACCUGUGGCAUCGGCGAGCAGACAAGGACAAGAACCAUCCUGAAGCACGCGCGUCGCGGAGGGAAGGCGUGUCCGGUGCUCGAGGAGACGACCUGGUGUGGCUCGGCCGGCGCCUGCCCGAGGGAUUACUUCAUCUGGUCUUAAGGAACCCGCGGAGGAGGAGGGCGAGGAAGAGAGGGGAGGCGGGGGAGAAAGAGGGGGAAUGGGGGUUUAGGAGGGAGGGAGGGGAGGGGAGGGAGUGAUUUGGGGGGUGACUGCGAGACCACAUGAUGGCCGGCAGUGAAGAAAAAAGAAAAUGUAAACUCGAAAAUAAAGUAUAUUACUUUUGCUUUCGAAAGACUUGAUCCACUGGUAUUUAGUCCCGACAGACAUCGACAGAGAAUAAGGGAUCUUCUCGUAGUCUGGCUCACCAGGAGAGGUUUCAGAGUGCGUCCGUUGGCGAGGCGAGCCAAGAUGGGCCGCACCGUGUAAAUAGUGAGGGUCAGAGGCGGCUGAGGCGAAGGCAGGAGCGAGGCGGUCAUCAUGCCGCAGUCAUCAUUUCUUACGUGGAUGAAGUAUGAGAUGGAUGAACGACUCGACACAGACAACACGGGGAGAGCAAAGAGUAACUCAGGCCUUUUCUCUCGCUAGAUUUACUUAGAAAAGGAUCAAAAUGUCACAAAUUUUACACAAAAAAAAAGGAAAUAUUGAGGAUAUUUGGCCUGCAUUUUAAGGACUAAGCAAUAAAGCACUCACCUUCCACGCUGUUGAAACAGUCCGUUGUCUAAUGGGUAUGGCAUUCGAUAGACUUCAAAACCCACACGCCACAAAGUCUUAAGUCUCUCUCAGGCCUCUCGGAGGUUUAGACAGCUACUUACACACCCGUCACCAGCGGGAAGUGAAAUAAAAGGUGAGAGGAUUUUGCCAAAGCCCUCUCUCCGACAGGUAGCUGACGGAGGAGGGAGUCUGCAAAGAAGUGGACUUCAUGUGGUGCAUGUUAACGUGUGGAUUAUGGGACUGCUUAUACCCCGCGUGUUGUCUUGUGUCGACGGGAGGUUAAAGAAAAAGAAAUACGUGUGUAAAUCUUGAACGGGAAUACUUUUAGAUCUUAAGAGAAUAACAAAAAAAAACAAAAAAAUGGAUUAAUAUCAAGGGUUGGUUGGGAGGAGGAGGGGGGGGGGAGGGCAGCAGAAAGGAGCGUCUCAAAUAAUUACAUUUAAAAAAAAAUCUUACCCCUGUAUUGCCAUUUUAUUUUAUUUAUUUUUUUUUGUUUUCCCUUUGGCCACGCUCCGUCUUGCUGACCUAUAGCACAAGUAGUGGAAAAGCCCUCAGCUUAACUGUGCCAAGUUUGAUGAUGGUGACGCUGCUCAGAAGUAAUCCCUGUGUACAUGUUGCUUUUUGGCCGAACCUCUCUCCUGCAACCACCACGGCGGGCGACCCUCUAGAGCCACUGGUUCUUUACGCGAUCCGGGGAGGGAGAGAGAGAGAGAGAGAGAGAGAGAGAGAGAGAGAGAGAGAGAGAGAGAGAGAGAGAGAGAGAGAGAGAGAGAGAGAGAGAGAGAGAGAGAGAGAGAAAGAAAGUACAUGAUAUUUUCAAAGGAGGAAGAGCCUUGUCUUGAGUUCGUCCCCGCACCCUCCCGACCCUGUGGCGUCCCUUCUACCACUUGGCAUAUCAUACCCGACGCCCUCCCUCGGGGUCGGGCGCGUGUCGGCAGCUCGAGCAGAGUAGAUCUCCGAAGACGAGCGGGAAAACGCUAUACGGCGACGAUGAGCGAGAAAGCGCUACGUGUAUACCGUGUUGUCAAACGUGGGGGAAUAAAACACAACACAGAAAAUAGGCUUUUUGUGUAUAAUGUGCGUGUUUAUUUCGCCAGUCUCAAGGUGCGUCGUUUAGAGGGUCGUUAUUCGCCGCGUGUUUGUGUAGUCGUAUUUUCAUAUAGGCUCCGGGGGUCGCCUCACCACACACGGUCCGCCAGAGUCAUCCAAUUUCUUUCGGCUGAUUGCAAUAAAAGAAUAACAGUCAUCACGAAAUCGGUUUCUAAAUUAAUGAGUGAAUCUCAGCCUUUGGACAGGCCUGGCACGACCCCGAGGUGACGCGAUGCCCCUCUUGCUCUCAGCAAUGUAUGACUUUUUGGAUAAACGAAAAAAAAAAAACCUUUCCGCUUGACCCACUUCCCGUUUUCUAAGACGUUAAGCACAGGAGCUAUUUACAAAUCCAUGUAUUCUAAUCAAUAGGUUUUAAGGAGUGGAGAUAUAGUAACAGCAUGAAAUGCAUAUUGUAUGUAGGUAUGUGCAUCAAUACAAACACACACACACACACACACACACACACACACACACACACACACACACACACACACACACACACACACACACACACACACACACACACACA